AUGGAGAAGAAAAACGUUGUGGAGACUCGUCUGCAAGACGAGAUGACCAGGAACUCAGAGCUCCACACAGAAGUAAGCAGGAUGCGUACGUUAGUCAAAACGGCCAAAAAGAAGCUCCGUGACAAGGACAUGGGAGAAGAGAAGAGCAGAGAAGAUGUCCAGGCUCUGCUGAACAAGGAGACUCAGCUGCGACAUCAGCUAGAGAUGGACUAUGGUGACCUGGUGGCAUCUCUGAAGCGCUCACUCGUGGACAGACAGAGGACAGAAGAAGAGCUGAGGUCUCACUUGGAGGCAGCUGAAAGAGAGCACAGUCAAGUUGAGGAGAGGUCCAGGCAACAGCUGCAAAGAAAACUGGACGAGGUCAACCGCUCUUUCCAGACUCAGAACACUUCUCAGAAAUCACUGCUCUCCCAAAUGGAGCACAGAAUCAGGGAGCUGGAGGACCAAGUGUCCAAGAAUCGCUGCAGCGAACAAGACAGCAUCAGACAUCUGGACAUAACCCAGACUGAGCUGCAUGCAGAGGCAGGUCACAGAGAGUGCACUCCGCUGCCCUGUCCUCCUCUGGACUGUACACACACAGUGAGCGUCCCGGGAGAAUGCUGCCAGAAAUGUAGAGGAUGUGUCCAUGAGGGGAGCCACUAUGAUCACAAUGCAAAGUGGACAUCUGUGAACAACCGCUGUGAACUCUGCCACUGUACGGAGGGUCAUGUUCACUGUGAGAAAGAACAGUGUCAAACUCCAUGUAAAAAUCCUGCAGCUCCUUCACCAAACAGCUGCUGUCCAGUUUGCCAAGGUUGUGGUGUGAAUGGCCACACCUUCCCCAAUGGUGCUUUGAUUCCAACUGGUGAUAGAUGUCAGGAAUGUACUUGUCUGGGUGGAGACGUGCGCUGUUCACCUCUCCCCUGCCCCGCCUUGCCGUGUCCCAGCCCAGUGCAUCGAGUGGGGGACUGCUGCCCGAGCUGUGAUCAGUGCGAGUUCGAGGCCCAGCGCUAUGCAGAGGGACAGGCCUUCAGCUCGUCCAGAGACCCCUGCAUCCAGUGCCACUGCUCUGCAGGGAUAGUCUCAUGUGAGAACACGGCCUACUCAUGCCCCCGACUGCGUUGUAGUCAUCCUGCCCGGUCUGCUGGCGAGUGCUGUCCCUCGUGUAAAGAGUGCGAGUACGAGACCAGAGUGUACGCCAAUGGAAAUGUGUUCACCCCAGUGGGAAGUGGGCCUUGUCUGCACUGCACCUGUAAGAAUGGAAAUGUCAUCUGUCGUCAAGAGAAGUGUCCGCCGCUGAAAUGCUCCAAUCCCAUCACUGAUCCACAACACUGCUGCCCUAUCUGUAAAGUGUGCGUGGUGGAGGGCGUGGAGUUUGCUGAAGGCUCGGAGUGGCGUCCUGAGGGCCCCUGUUCUUCUUGCUCUUGUGUUGACGGUGAAAUCCGCUGCUCCCAGUCUCGCUGCCCACCCAUUGACUGCCUUCAUCCCACGAAGAUCACUGGCACCUGUUGUCCAGUGUGCGACAGUUGCACUUAUAACCAGCGCAUCUAUGGCAACGGCCAGAGGUUUACAAGCCCCGAACAGCCCUGCCAAAGCUGCACUUGUCUGCAUGGAACUGUGGAAUGUGAGAAAAGUGCUUGUCCUCCAGUUACUUGCACUAAUCCAUCCAUACCAACUGGGAAGUGCUGUCCAAAGUGUUCAGACUGCUCCUUUGAGAACCGCGUGUUCGUGGACGGCGAAGCCUUCUCCAACCCCCUGAACCCGUGUGAGGAGUGUAAAUGUAAGAAUGGCCAAACAAACUGCUACAGAAGGGACUGUCCAGCUCCACAAUGCAAUGCUCCGCUGCCUGGACAGUGCUGCAACACCAACUGCGAUGGCUGUAGUUAUGCUGGGAAGGACUACCCCAACGGUCAGGAGUUUGGUCACCCCACGGACCAGUGUCGCUCCUGCACUUGCACCAAUGGAAAUGUGCAGUGUCUGAAGAAAAGGUGUUCCCCGUUGCCGUGCUCGAAGCCUACUCUUCAACCCGGAGAGUGCUGUCCAAGGUUCCCCAUCAUGCUGCCCAUCCUGCAGCGGCACUGA
Knipowitschia caucasica is the source of this 2061-nucleotide messenger RNA. The record is from the annotation of a GenBank genome assembly. Lineage: Eukaryota; Metazoa; Chordata; Actinopteri; Gobiiformes; Gobiidae.